AUUUACCCCAUGGCGGCUUCCCUCAAAACGGGAAACGGUGCCCUGUACCCGGGCGGCUGAGCAGUAUCCGGGAAACGGCGACGAGUCUGAGCCUGUAACGGAACUCGGUCGAAAACGCAGCCUCCUACCCCGAGUACGAGUAUGACGACCAGGACCGGCACAAUUCUUCAACGGCCGCUUCUCUCCAACGGCCUCAACUGCCGGCCCUCACCUCGAACCUUACCCUCACCUUAACCAGGCAAUCACAUCUCGUCAGUAGAGGCGAUGACAACCCCCGAUACAGCGGAUGACCUUAUAAGGGCGAUCAUCCACAUUGAGCGUCCUGUCUGGCCUAUCCUGGAUCGAGUCGAAUCCACGCUCUUCCGGCAUGGCAUCGAAGGCCUUGCCGACUGGGUGUUUCCAACCUCUCUUCCUCGUCUUCCUUCAAUGGAGACCCUCUUCACCGCCGUAAUCAUACUCCACGUACUUGAAGAAUUCACCGUCCUGACCCCAGGCGAGGGCACCCACAACGACCUUCUCGACAUUUGCGCCUGCGGGGCAACCGGUCCUGUCACAACCACCGCAAGCUCGACGAUGUAGGUAACGUGGAUUACAAGUGUGCACAUGGGAGUUGCCCAAAUCAGCCCGGAGGCCGCAUUGUUGGUAUCGGUCGAAUAUUCGGGCUGUGCUGAGACGCAGUGGCUUUGUCGCCCCUUUUCUUUUCUUCCGUGGUGUCCCCGUGCUUCUUUCCAACAGCAGCUGAUUAAGAUGAUUGAGGCGGCUUACACAAGGUGUGUCAUCUUCAGCAUGCCUACGGAGCAUUUUUACAUCGGCUCUACUAUCAAGUACGUAAUGACCGGC
Molecule: messenger RNA, 840 nt
Organism: Sodiomyces alkalinus F11
Lineage: Eukaryota; Fungi; Ascomycota; Sordariomycetes; Glomerellales; Plectosphaerellaceae
Exons: 2
Coding region: 265-579 (104 amino acids)
Source: RefSeq, a predicted model, not a curated record